AUGAAUUCCCUGACCGAUCAAGAAGCCUUUGCAAUUGCAGUCGAAGAAGCCAAGAUUGGAUAUGAAGAAGGUGGUGUGCCUAUUGGUGCAGCUUUAGUCUCAAGAGAUGGGAAGUUGUUGGGCCGGGGCCAUAAUAUGAGAGUCCAGAAAGGGAGUGCUAUUCAUCAUGGAGAGACAUCCGCUUUGGAAAAUUCAGGUCGCCUCCCUGCCUCGGCUUAUAAGGGGUCCACCAUGUAUACAACAUUGUCUCCAUGUGAUAUGUGUACGGGAGCAUGUAUUUUGUACGGAAUAUCACGAGUCGUCGUGGGUGAGAACAAUACUUUCCUCGGCGGUGAAGCAUAUUUGAAGCAAAGAGGAAUUGAAGUUGUCAACAUGCAAAGCAAGGAGUGCCAGGAAUUGAUGGAGAAGUUCAUCAGUGAGAAGCCAGAAUUGUGGAACGAAGAUAUUGGUGUCGAGAAGAGGGUUCACACCAAGGAAUGA
This is a messenger RNA of Botrytis deweyae, 480 nucleotides long. RefSeq lists its product as uncharacterized. The record is from RefSeq and is a predicted model, not a curated record. Gene Ontology annotation, molecular function: diaminohydroxyphosphoribosylaminopyrimidine deaminase activity. Bases 1 to 480 code for a protein of 159 amino acids. NCBI's taxonomy places the organism in Eukaryota, Fungi, Ascomycota, Leotiomycetes, Helotiales, Sclerotiniaceae. Gene Ontology annotation, cellular component: nucleus; cytoplasm. The transcript has 6 exons.